CAGUCGUGAGAAAAAUCAGUUGACGCUCCUCUUCCUUCUCCUCCUCCUGCUGCUUUAGGCUCCGUGUUUUUGGGCCAUAAAUCCUGCGAGGGUCGCGCUAAGACCCCCGGUAGCUGCUGCUCGUACCGGAGAAGUGUUCCUGUGGAGCCCGAUAAAGCUUUACAGCGAGGCCUUUGCAUGUAGCCGUCUGGCUAAGUCAACACUAAAUGGCGUCGGAUACGAGUGACACAGAGGAGUUUUACGAUGCUCCAGAAGAUGUCAACUUCACUCCUUCACCGAAAGUGUCACCUGCAAAGUUUGUUCUUCCCCAGCCACAGCAGCCUCAGGCCCCAGAUGAGAGCCUGGUAGAGGAAGUUGCUGCUGGGUUGGCGCCACAAGAGUCUCGCCAAGAUGACUCUCUCCAGAUUAUUGACAGUAUAAUCGAGGAGAGUCAGAAGGAGAAUGGUGUGGAAGAGGAGCUGCUGAGAGGAGAGGAAAGAUGCUCCGCCCCAUCUGAGGAGGACAGGACGUCCGGGACAGAUCACAGUGUUCUAGAACAAGCUCAAGCUCACAUUCCAGAACCAGGAGCAGCUUCUGAGACCCUUCCUGCGGACCCCAUCGCAGAACCACAAGAGCAGCAGCCUGACAUCAGACCACAGGAAGUGGCUCCUGAUGUGGGCAUACAGGAGGCGGCACCAGAUGUGGCAGGUGGAGCCCAAGCAUCUCUGGAACGUAGUCAGGGUCCUCCUCCUCCCGACAUCACUAGUGCUCUGGGACCACCUCCUUCGCACCCGGCUCUCAGUCCUGCAGCGGCGUGUGCAGCAGAGAGCACAGACACACCCAGAACAGCCGAUAUCUUAGAACAAGUGCCCCUUACCGACAAAGCAGCAGAGUCUGACAUAUCUGGCCCCUCUAAACCUCCCCGACAAUUUACAGUGGAGCCAGAUAUUGUAGCAAGCACAAAGAAAACCCCGCCCUCCAGACCGCCCCCUCCUAGUGGAGCUCCUCCUCCCAGGCCACCGCCCCCAGCUCGGCCAUCUCUCCAACCCAGUAAAAGGUCUCAGGAAGUGAUGCGACCGACUGGGCUAGAGGUCUCUUCAGAUCCUGUGGAGGAGCCAUGUGGAUUGGUUAGUCCAAACUCCACUGUCAGGUGCCUCACUAAGGAGCUGCAGCACUCUUUGGACCUUGCCAGCGCCACCAGUGGGGAGAAAGUAGUAACUGCACAGGAAAAUGAUGAGCAAGUAUCCAGUCCUAGUGGUAGUGAAACUCCUGGACCCCAGAGACCACGCUCUAACUCAGGCAGAGAACUCACUGAUGAGGAGAUCUUGGCGAGUGUGAUGAUUAAGAAUCUGGACACGGGUGAGGAAAUCCCACUGAUCCAGGCAGAGGAGAAACUUCCAACUGGAAUUAACCCGCUAACACUGCACAUCAUGAGAAGGACCAAGGAGUACAUCACUAACGAUGCUGCUCAGUCAGACGAUGAUGACAAGAGUCAGGCUCCUCUGGCUGACACAGACGGAGGGAAGCUCAAACAGAAAACCACUCAGCUGAAGAAGUUUCUGGGGAAGUCUGUGAAGCGAGGGAAGCACCUGCUGGAGGAGUACGGGGAGCGUGCUGUGAAUAAGGUGAAGAGUGUGAGGGAUGAGGUGUUUCACACGGAUCAGGACGAGCCUUCCUCCAGCGAUGAUGAGGGGAUGCCUUACACACGACCUGUGAAGUUUAAAGCAGCUCACAGCUUCAAGGGCCCGUUCGACUUCGACCAGAUCAGAGUAGUGCAGGACCUCAGCGGAGAGCACAUGGGCGCGGUGUGGACCAUGAAGUUCUCUCAUUGCGGGCGGCUGCUGGCUACAGCCGGUCAAGAUAACGUGGUUCGCAUUUGGGUCCUAAAGAAUGCCUAUGACUACUUUAACAACAUGAGGAUCAAAUAUAACACAGAGGGUCGUGUGUCUCCCUCUCCGUCUCAGGAGAGUCUGUGUUCCUCUAAGUCUGAUACUGAAGGAGGGCUGGGAGCGACAGUGGAGGAUCCUGACACUGAGGACAAAAACGUUCCUUUCCGGCAGGUUCCUUUCUGCAAGUACAAAAGUCACACAGCUGACCUUCUUGAUCUUUCCUGGUCGAAGAACUACUUUUUGUUGUCAUCCUCCAUGGAUAAGACGGUGCGGUUGUGGCACAUAUCCAGGAGAGAGUGCCUGUGCUGUUUCCAGCAUGUAGACUUUGUCACAGCAAUUGCCUUUCAUCCCAGGGAUGACCGUUAUUUCCUGAGCGGCUCUCUCGACGGCCGGCUGCGUUUGUGGAAUAUUCCAGAUAAGAAGGUGGCUCUGUGGAAUGAGGUGGACGGUCAGACUCGCCUCAUCACUGCAGCCAAUUUCUGCCAGAACGGCAAAUACGCAGUCAUCGGCACCUACGACGGACGCUGCAUUUUCUACGACACAGAGCGCCUCAAGUACCACACACAGAUCCACGUCCGCUCCACCAGGGGGAGGAAUCGCGUAGGCCGCAAAAUCACUGGCAUCGAGCCUCUGCCUGGAGAGAAUAAGAUCCUGGUAACGUCCAACGACUCGCGGAUUCGUCUGUAUGACCUGAGGGACCUGUCUCUGUCUAUGAAGUACAAAGGCUACGUCAACAGCAGCAGUCAGAUCAAAGCCAGCUUCAGCCACGACUACUCGUUCAUCGUGAGCGGUUCAGAGGACAGGUAUGUGUACAUCUGGAGCACCUACCACGACCUCAGCAAGUUCAGCUCUGUACGAAGAGACCGCAAUGACUUCUGGGAAGGAAUUAAAGCCCACAACGCUGUGGUGACGUCAGCGAUCUUCGCACCACACCCCGGUCUGAUUGUGCCUCAGGAGGCGGGGCAAGAGAAACCUGAUGCUGAGUGUAAGACUGAUGAUGCAGACGAUUCUGAGACCAUCCCAUCAGGAGCUUUAAAAACAGAUCACACGGAGGUCCUCCUGUCUGCUGAUUUCACCGGCGCCAUCAAAGUGUUUGUGAACGUCAAAAAAUACUGAGUGCUUUUAAAUUAAUGAAAAGAAAAAAAAAAAAAAAGAGUUCAGUGGAUUUUAACAAACUGAACCGGAGACAUUUCACACAAAUAUCACAUUUCUAAAUGGAGGAGACCUGUCUGCUCCGCCCACAACUCCCCUUCAUCAACCAACGGGCUGCUGGCGAGUGCUCGCGAGAGGACGUCUGCCUCCUCUCUGCAGGGAACAGGGACCCAGAAACUAGAGUCUGAUGGGAAGGUGGAGGACUGUAGAAAAGGGACGAGGAGAAACAUUUCCACAACGCAGCGCACUUUUCUUCAUCUGCUCUUUUCUUUCUUUCCUGCUUUGUUUCUUUCUUUCUUUCGGUGUAGUAGAUGGAGCAGCUGUGAACUGUAAGUUAUGACUGAGGUCACUGUAAGAGUGGAAGUGUGAAUGGGGAUAAAUGAUAUAAAUAAGGGGUCAGCUUAUAUAUGAAACACAGUGCAGCACAGACAGCGUGUUUAAAUCAUAAAAUCACAUGUCUGACAUCAUGCUAACGUACUCGCUCAGUGCUACAGCGCAACAGAAAACACACCUAGCACUGGAGCACUGUUUAUUUCCACACAACACUACAUAACUCAUUCAAACCGUCCGAGAACAUGAAACUAUUAGAAGAGCACGUCUGACAGGAGAUGAUUGGUUUCUCCAUUUAUUAGAGAUAUGGGAAUCUGUGGAGUGUUGCCAGUGUCCAACAUAUCUGCAGACACUUGAACCUUUUUUUAUAUAUUGGUACAAAUCCAGAGCUAAAAUGAUAUGGAUCAGAAGAAUGAAGAAACAUUUUUUAUAAACGCAGAUAUGCUACAUGGACAAAAGUACUGGGACACCUGCUCAUCCAGAGUUCUUUUAAAACUGCAGCUAUUUAAAAAGUGUGUAACCUGCUUUUGUUGAAGCAACUGUCUCUACUAUCAAGGGAAGGCUUUCCAAUAUUUUUUUUUUUUUUUUUUUUAACAUUUUUUAAACAUUGCUUAAGAAUUGCUUGAGGAUUAGCAGCCCACCUUAUCCUCAACUCCACCCAACUCAUGGCAUGAGGCAUGGUGCCAAUAGGUUCAUAUUUAUCUGCUUAAUAGAGUCCUAAAUAGCUGAAUACGUCCAUUACAGUAGUCCAGCAUUAUCUAAACAUUUUGCUCUUUUAAAAUUUAGAUAAUCAUUGAAUAUUGGUGAAAAUGCAGAAAAUGAUCAUUAUAAAUCCUUAAUAAUAAUCAUAAAAGCACAUUGUGUUUUUGACCCAAUUAAGGGGCAAAAGAGAGAAAGCGACUAAAACAUUGCAUUCUAUAAAAGAAGGAAUCAUAGUGGAUUUCACGACACAAAAACAUGUAUCACAUUACAUUUCCCACAAUAAUUAUAUUAUGAUACUGUGAUUCUGAGAUACUUUUAUAGACAAUAUUACUGACAAAUCUAUACGAUACUUCACAACAUCUGUGUUAUUGAAGAAGAUAAAAUACAGGAUUCAUUGGUGUCCGUUUCACAAAGUUUAACAACCAAUAUUCUUCACUUCAGGUUCAUUCACUGUUCAACUCAUUAGCACCACCAUGUGGAGUAAAUAGGCUGUAAUUUUAGUAAGGUAAAUAGGGAGGGUGAGUCAUAGGGUGUUCACAGUGCCUAUGUUUCCAUAAAAAUAUCAUCAUGUAUCCAUAUUAUAACAGUACGAUAUAUCAUAAUAUCAACAUAUCGCCCCAUCGCUUGUCAAUUAUUAUUAUAAAUAUUUUUUUUACAUUUUAUCUAUUGCAUCGUGUAAACGUCUCGCAGCAAAUGGGCCCAUAGAAAAUAUAAAGAUAUUAAAAUAAUAUUAAGAUAUUUUGAGGUCUCCUUUUUCUGAGAUCUGACUGCUAUUAAAACAGCAAUUAAAGGUAUUAUUUAAAACUAUGAUUUUAAAACUGAUCAUUUCGUGUCAGCCAUGGUCUUCUAAUUGUUUUUUUAUGUUCUCAGAUGGUUUGAAUUAGUUGUGUAGUGCAUAAAAAAAUAUCAUGUAUCAGUAUUAUAAUACGAUAAAUCAUGAUAUCAAUAUAUCGCCCAAACCACUUUUUUUUUUACAUUUCAUCUUUCACAUUGUGUAAACAUUUCAAAAGAAAUGGGCCAAUAGAAAAUAUAAAAAUAUUCAUUUUUUUAUAGGUGAUGUAAGUAUAUUUUGAGGUCCCCUUUUUUCUGCCAGCUGCAUAAAAAAUUAUGCUGAAUUAUGCUGAAUCUGAAUGGCUCAUUUAUACACUGUUUUAGUACCAAAAAAUGAUCAUGUCAAUUAGGGGUGUGCCAUAUUGUGCUGUACAUGGUAAUAUCGCCAAAAAAUUGGAAUAUCAUGAACAAUAUUAUACCCUGAAAUAUCGUGCCAUAUUACCCACCCUAAUUACCUAUAUUAGCAAAAAAAUUCACACUGUUCUAAUUACCUAUUAUAUAUCUACUGAGAAAGAUUAUAUCUGUCCAGUAUCAUUUGUUUUACUUUAAUCCUGGAUAAAUGGAGAUAUUUGGAGAGCAUUAUUAUUAGUAUCAUGACAUUCUUGAUCAUUGACUUCUGUUACAAAUCUGAUAAAAUUAUUUUUUUUAAUAUCUCAGUUAGCCAUAUCAUAUUGCAUGUAAUAAUACAAUUCUAAAUAAUUUAAAUAAUAAUUGUCAUAUCGCCAAAAGUAUCGUUAUUUUGAAAAUACCAUGAAAUAUCGUGAUAUUAUUUUAGAGCCAAAUCGCUCACCCCUACUGUUUAUUUUAAAUACUGUAAAUCUCACUGUCCACAUGCUUCUAUGUGUCAUUUAUGUUGGUAUGGGUGUUAAACAGUACAUGCACUAGAGGGCAGUUUAGAGCCAAACGGUUUUGACAAUAAAAAACAUGGCAACAGUGAAUGAUUUCCUUUAGACCAAAAACUUUAAAUUAAACAAACAUCAUGUCCAUGUGGUUGUGGUGGUGUUUUGUUUUGGUUAAACGGAUUCUGAGAUUUUCAGUGUUACUGCACAGUUCUGUCUGUAUCUGUAAGCUUUUCAGAAAUAUGGAGAAAAUAAAUUCAGAGAACGGAUUGAACUCUAUCAGAUUCCGUAAUUAGCAUUUAAUAAAUGAGCAUUAAUGCCGUUUUCUGAAGCAGAGCUGCAUCUGCAUUCCUACUUUUCAUUUCUUAAUGGAAUUUUCUAUAAGAUAUAUAUGCUGUUCAGAUUGUGCUGGGCUGUGUUUUAUGUACAGUAUAAGCGGUCCCAUUUUAAUAUUAGGAAUGAAUGAAUAAAAAACGUUGACAGUUAGCAGAUAAAAGUGAUUUACCCUGAGGCCUGUACACACACACACACACACACCUUUUCUUUGCCAGAGGUUUCUGAUCAGUCCAUAAUCACUGAAAAUAAAACUCCCCACCCACCCACACACACAUUUCCCAUCCUGGCACUAUCCUAACUCAUUUCAGCUGGAUUUAGGUUCUGCAUUUCUCGAUGGUGUCUGUAUCAGUGUUGUUGUACACUUGUAAAAAUAAUUGAACCACUUGAUUUGUUGUUCUUUUUUUUUUUUUUUUUAAAUGAUUGAUGAUCUCACUAAAGAAUAAAGGAUAAUGGUUUUCCCAUGGAA
This is a messenger RNA of Astyanax mexicanus (Mexican tetra), 6524 nucleotides long. RefSeq names its product WD repeat domain 44 (gene wdr44). Gene Ontology annotation, molecular function: protein binding. The transcript has 20 exons. Bases 207 to 2984 code for a protein of 925 amino acids. NCBI's taxonomy places the organism in Eukaryota, Metazoa, Chordata, Actinopteri, Characiformes, Acestrorhamphidae. The record is from RefSeq and is a predicted model, not a curated record.